AUGCCGCAAAUGUCUAUCCCUGCAAAUACGGGUGGAAACCUCAUCAACGAGGUAUUACUCAAGCUGCAGUCACCAGAUGGUGAUGUUCGUAGAGCUGCAGAGGAAUUGCUGAACAAGUCGCCGACAGAACAGCUUUUGCCUGCACUCGCUGCUGCAGCUGCUGCAUCAGAGGAGGAACCAUGUAACCGGCAGAUGGCAGCCGUUUUAGUCCGUCGUUACGCCCACAUUAGAUUAAAGGAUACUUCAAAUGAACACCAGCAAAAACAGCAGCUUAUAGAGCAUGUGAUACAGACCAUUGUCUCCACGCUGACAUCAGGGAGUCCCUUCAUUGUCCGAAAGGCAGCUGCGGAAGCCAUUGGAGAGUUAUGGCAACACCUGCCUUCCUCGGCGAUUGCCAGCCAGACAGCGCCGUUCGGAUCCAUCGUACAGUGGCUUGAUGCAGACCAGAUGAAAGAGAAUCAAAGGGAGGAUGAGUGUUUGUUGUGGCUGCUGGUCGAUCGUUUGGCCGAUGCUGCGGAUCCUGAGGUGUAUGUGCAGCGCGCACCUCAAAUCGCCAGGAAACUAAGCCUCACCUUUCAGCAACUAGACGUAGAGAAGUCCACAGCGGCUGAGGAGGCGCUCGAGACGAUGUUCAUUCGGAUCGCUCGCUGGAAGGCUGAAGGUGGAAAAGCAAAAGAAACCAAAAAGCAGGCAAUUGCUGCAUUCUGCUCUACUUGCCCAGUGGUGCUCCAGAUGCUGAUAAGACAGCCGUGCCCUGAGCUCAUGGCUCCACUCGUGUCACUGGCCGAGAGGGGUCCACAGUUUUUCCGCGACCAGCAUGCGUUACUGCUUGAUACGGUCAAGACCAUUCUUGCCAACACUUCUAAUGUGGAAGCAGAAGAGACGAGGCAGAUGGCUCUCCAGCUUGCUGCAGCCGCUUUCCUGGGUGCUUCAGCGGUCUUACGAAAACACAUGGCACUCGUUGACGAGCUCCUGAUGCUGCUGGCCGACGCGGCCGCAACGUCACCUUGCGACUGGGAAAAUAUAGCUGCUUGGGAAUCCCAGGCGAGAGAGGAAGAGACAGGUGAAGAGACACUGCACAGUGUGGCUCUUCAGCUAAUGGCGGACAUUGCAUCAAUGCUAUGCAGCAGCGGCUCUGGGCAGGACCACGGAGCAGAUGGAGGCUCAGCAGGAAAGUCUUUUUCUGGUGGACUGAACGCUUUGUCGAAGCUUAUGAACAUAUUUUCGCUUCUAGUUGAACAACAAGACCCCCGCUACUCCUUCACUGCUCUCGAGCUGCUGGCCCUCCUACUAGAUGAUGACACCUGUAGACCUCUACUUGGGCCCUACGCCGACAAGCUUGUAUUCGCCUGCAUGGCCGCUCUGAAAGCACCAGACGCUCGUCUGCGCUGGCAAGGGCUCAAGUGCUUUGGGCUGAUGAUGCAGCAGGAAGAUCAGUGGAUCCGACAAGUGCAACAGAAAUAUGGGGAGCAACUUUUAUCAUCGUUAUCAGAGCAAAGUGCAUCAGACACGAGUGUUAGAUGCAGGAGACAGGCGACCUUGGCUCUAGCGGCUCUCCUCGCAGGACUCGCUCCAGAAGAAGGGGAUGAUCCAUCUCCAGAGACCCUUGCACUCGUCCUCCCAAAAUUAAAUGGCACGCUUUCUCAAGCGGUCAUCACUGGUUGCUCCAGCGACGACAUGCAGACUCAAGAAUUCGCACUGGCUCUUGCGUCCGCAUUGGCAAAGGCGUGCGGCACCGCCUUCAUCCCUCACUAUCCUGCAUUUAUUGUUGCGUUGCGGAAUCUUCUUGGAGAGGAUGAUGCCACAGGGAAGCAGAAGGUGCAACAGUUGCUAGAAGAGCAUGCUGGUCGCUGCUUACUGCAGGCAGCUGUGGAGUUUGCCGCAGACCUUGGCUCUGCCGUGGGUAAGGAUGUUUUGAAACCGGAUGCUCCAUGGCUAGUUGAACGCCUUCACAGCAUCAUGUUGUCAUGCGAAGCCGUCCCCGCGGCAUCAGCCGUUUUUGGGGCUAUCAUGACUUGCCUAGCUGUCGCCGCGCCCGCAUGCGGCGCAGAGAUGUUGCAUCAGAUGCGGCCAUUAAUGGACAUUGUUCUUCGUAAAUCCAAUAUGGAUAUUCAGCUGGGUGUCUCACAAGAGGUUGGGUCAGCAGCAGGGUCGCUAAAUGCUGGGGCGGAACUCUCAGAGGAGGGAGGAGUUUCACAGUUCCGUGUGCAGGACAAGACAGGCAAACAGACAAUUAUCUCAAUUAACACGUCGGCUGUAGAGGAAAGAUUGGCUGCCAUUCGGUUGCUCGGGGCUCUCGCCUCGGCUAUUGGCCCCGCAGCGCCAGCUGAUCUGGGACAAGAAUGGACUGCUGCUGCUCUUCAGAGUUGUUCUUCUGGUUUUUCUAUAGUCCGCAAUGCGGCAUUUGAGGUUCUCCCCAAUUGCCUGACUACUCUAGCUUCUGCGCCCACACAGCAGGGGCAGGCGACAACAGCUGCCCUCGAGUUAGCUGCAUCAUUCCUUACAAGUACUGAAGGGCAGCUUCCCCCUUCCCAAGCAACUCUCGCGGCUGAGCGCAUGCUUCCAGCUGUGGCCGAAAUCAUAGCCGAUCAGGCAAAACGGAAAAGGGAGGGGAUGCUCUCCGAGGAAUGCAAAGUGCCUUCCAGUCAGAGGGCAGCUCUGCUUGAGAAACUCUUUGUUGGGAUGGGCAAGCUUAUCCUUCCAGUACUAACUAAUGAGUUUGAGCGUCUAGCUUCCAAAGAAGAGCAAGAUGAUGAGUGGGAAGAUUUGAAUGAAGAUGGUGAUGAAGAGGACAGUAGUUCCUUCUAUGACUCUGUGAUGCAGUGCUCUGGAAAUUUCUUCAAGGUUUACGGAUCUGAAUGUUUGCCACAUUUCGACGCUCACUUGCGUCUACCGUAUGGUGCGCUAUUGGCUCAUGACCAGACGAGCUACUAUGGAAAGGUUGCAGCUCUGUGCCUGUAUGCUGACGCUAUUAACUUUGGAGACCCUAGUGCCACGCUAGAGUACAGCAAAGUGUUGCUCCCUGCGGCGCUGCUGGCUAUUAGCCCACAAGCAGAGUGGGCCAUUGAUGAAGAGCACGCCCUGGUCGUCUCAGCGUCAGUGUACGGCUUGGGCGUUGUCGCACAGAGGCAUCCUGAAUUGUUUUCCUCACAGCUGCAGUCAGCCGUUGAGACCCUGGAAAGGUGUCUUGCAAGCCCGUUGCUGCGGACGGAGGUAGGUAGGGCGGCGGCCGAUGGGGCUGCCUGCGCCCUUCUCAAGGUCCUUGCCGAGUUUGGAAGAGGCCAAGGCAUUGAAGGGGCGUCUGCAAAGUUGGCGAAGCUCUUAGAGACGUGGUAA
Eimeria necatrix is the source of this 3336-nucleotide messenger RNA. RefSeq lists its product as hypothetical. Lineage: Eukaryota; Apicomplexa; Conoidasida; Eucoccidiorida; Eimeriidae. The transcript is spliced from 20 exons. The record is from RefSeq and is a predicted model, not a curated record. Gene Ontology annotation, biological process: protein import into nucleus. The coding region runs from base 1 to 3336 and encodes 1111 amino acids. Gene Ontology annotation, molecular function: nuclear import signal receptor activity. Gene Ontology annotation, cellular component: cytoplasm; nucleus.